GUUUAUAAAUAAACAAGCUGGAGGUUUCACUAAGCUAAAAAAUUGCAAUUGGCAUUGCAGAAUCUUUCUAAUUUAAAUAUGUUGUUUAUUAAUCAAUAUUUAUUGUUUGCAUUAGUAUGGAAAACAGUAGCUUAUCCAGACCAAAAUCAAAAAAAAACUUUGCAUAUUCACAAUCUGUAUCGGAAAUGGCAUUUGUCAAAACCGCUACAGCUCAGCCAAGAAAUGUCAGAAGAAGCAACAAAGUAUGCUUUGGAACUGUCAAUUAAAGGCGUAUUACAACAGUCCAACACAUCUGAUGGUGAAAAUCUUGCACUUUUGUGUGGAUUGGAUUCUCAUAAGAUCAAAAAGGCUUCUCAAAUUUGGUAUAAUGAAGUUUGUCAGCAAGAAUAUGACUUCUCUAGUGAAAGUAAUAAAAAGGAAACACUCCAUUUUACUCAGUUAGUUUGGAAAAACACCUCAUUUCUUGGAGUAGGUUUUCAUACAGUUACCAAUCCAGAUGGUGAAGAAUGCACUUUUGUGGUGGCACGAUAUCGUCCUUCUGGAAAUUUAAAAAACAAGUUUAAAAAUAACGUAAAAAAAGGGUAUUUUGAUCGUAAAAAAAUGUGCAUCAAGUUAAAAAAAGAUAAAAACACCAGAAGUCUUGUUAAUACAAGAAGCCAAGUUAAACCUCCUGAUGAUCCUACAGAUUUUGUAAAUUCUAAACUUGAGAAGCAGUUGCAACAGAGUAAGAUAUCAGAUGUUGCAAAAACAAUAGCAAAAGCUUUAGCUCUCGGAGCAAAAGUAGGAGCUAUUGCCGGUGCUAAAGCUGGAGCUAAAGCUGGAAAAUUUCGAGCUGAUUCAAUGAAAGAUAAUUUAACAACACAAGAAUUAUCAGAUAUGACUGGCGUGCAUACAACAGGCACACAUUAUUAUUUUGAUGACACUCAGAAUGAUUAUUUAGAAAAGUUACCUUCAGUGUUUGUUAAUAAAAUUUCCAAAGAAAAUUUUACUAAUCUUUUCAACUCAGUGUUUGAUGCAGCAGCAGAUGCAGCUGAAAAAGCAGGUGAAAUGGCAGGAAGAAAAGCUGCAUUAAAUUCUAAGCAUUUUAACAAAGUUAAGUUCAGUAAACAAAAUUUAUUUAAAGAAAGUAGUGCCAGUAACUAUAAAACUACUGCAGAAUACAAUGGCUUAGACAAAGAAGUUGAAAAUGAAAAAGAAAGCUCAGUUAUGUUUUCGGCUGAUGAAAAUAAAGUCAAUGCUGCAGAUGCAACCUCAUCAUCUAUAAACUUUGAGGAGGAUGGUUUAAGAGCACACAACUAUUUUCGUAAAAUACACAAUUCUCCAGAUAUGAAAUUAAAUUCUAAAAUGUCAGAGGAGGCUGAGAAGUAUGCACAAUAUCUAUCAAAAAUUCAAGACUUGAAACACUCUUCAGAUCGUAAUAAUGAAGGAGAAAAUUUAGCAUAUGGAUGUAACUCAGGUAGUGAAGAAAUGUCUGCAGCAGAAGCAGUAAGGAAUUGGUAUGCUGAAGUUUGCAAACCUGGUCAUGAUUUUAAACAGAAUAGUUUUAAUUACAACACAGGUCAUUUCACUCAGGUUGUUUGGAAAGGUAGUACAGAACUUGGUAUGGGUAAAUCAUCAUCAAAAAAAGAUGGCAUGUUUUGUACUUACAUUGUUGGUAGAUACAAACCAGCUGGUAAUAUGGGUGGAGAGUUUACAAAAAAUGUUUUGGUAGGAUCUUUUGAUAAAAAAAAUACAUGCGAUAGUUUAGACAAUGUGCUCAGCUCUGCUGCUCAGCCAAGUGAAUCUAAACAAGGAAGUCAAAGCGAUUCAUCUCCCUCUUCAGAUGCUAGCUCUUCAAAUUCAAACUCCCCUGCUGCAAUUCCAAGUCCAUCCCCAGGUAUUGAAAGUAAUGGAGGUAAUAGUGAUGAAAACUCUUUUGACCAGUUAGGUCUUAAUGCACAUAACAUUUUACGUAAAAUACACAAUGCUCCAGAAAUGAAGUUAAAUUCUAAGAUGUCUGAAGAGGCCGAGAAGUAUGCUAAACAUCUAGCUGACAUUCAAGAACUAAAACACUCUACAGACCGUAAUGGGGAAGGAGAAAAUUUAGCAUAUGGCUGCAAUUCUGCAGGUACAGAAAUGUCAGCAGCUGAAGCAGUAAAAAAUUGGUAUGCAGAGGUUUGUUCUCCAGGACAUGACUUUAGUAAAGAUGGUGGUUCUGGUACUGGUCACUUUACUCAGGUUGUAUGGAAAGGUAGCACAGAACUUGGUAUGGGCAAAGCAACAUCAAAAAAAGAUGGCAUGUUUUGCACAUACAUCGUUGGUAGAUACAAACCAGCUGGUAACAUGCUUACACAAUUUACAAAAAAUGUUUUUGAAGGAUCGUUCGAUAAAAAAAAGACAUGCGAUAGUUUAGAUAAUUUACUUAGUUCUGCUGCACAACCAAGCAAGUCUAAGCAAGAAAGCCAAAGUGAUUCAACAUCUUCUUCUGACUCCUCAGCUUCCAGUUCUUCAAACUCAAACUCCCCUGCUGUAAUUCCAAAUACUGCUCCAAAUAAUGAAGGUAAAGAAGCCAGCGGUGACCAGAAUGCAUUUGACCAGUUGGGCCUUAAUGCACAUAAUAUUUUACGAAAAAUACACAAUGCUCCAGAUAUGAAGUUAAAUUCUAAGAUGUCUGAGGAAGCUGAGAAGUAUGCUAAACAUCUAGCUGACAUUCAAGAACUAAAACACUCUACAGACCGUAAUGGGGAAGGAGAAAAUUUAGCCUAUGGAUGCAAUUCAGCUGGCACAGAAAUGUCAGCAGCUGAAGCAGUUAAAAAUUGGUAUGCUGAGGUUUGCUCUCCAGGGCAUGAUUUUACUAAAGAUGGAGGUUCUGGUACUGGUCAUUUCACUCAGGUUGUUUGGAAAGAUAGCACUGAGCUUGGUAUGGGCAAAGCAACAUCAAAGAAGGGUGGCAUGUUGUGCACAUAUAUUGUAGGUAGAUAUAAACCAGCUGGCAACAUGCUUACUCAGUUCACAAAAAAUGUAUUUGAAGGAUCGUUCGAUAAAAAAAAGACAUGCAAUAGUUUAGAUAAUUUACUUAGCUCUGUUGUUCAACCAAGUGAAUCUAAGCAAGGAAGUCAAAGUGAUUCAACGUCUUCUUCUGACUCUUCAGCUUCAAGUUCUUCAAACUCAAACUCCCCUGCUGCAAUUCCAAAUGCUUUACCAAAUAGUGAAAGUAAGGGAAGUAGUAAUAAUCAAAACUCUUUUGAUCAAUCUGGUCUCAAAGCACACAAUAUUUUGCGUAAAAUACACAAUGCUCCAGAUAUGAAAUUAAAUCCACAACUAUCAGCUGAUGCCCAGAAAUAUGCAGAACAUUUAGCAGAUAUUCAAAAGUUGCAACAUGCGUCAGAUCUUAAUGGACAAGGAGAAAAUUUAGCCUAUGGGUGCAAUUCAGCUGGUACAGAAAUGUCGGCAGCUGAAGCAGUUAAAAAUUGGUAUUCAGAAGUUUGCUCGCCUGGUUAUGAUUUUGAUAAAGAUGGUGAUUUAGCUACUGGUCAUUUUACUCAGGUGGUAUGGAAAGCUAGUACAGAACUUGGUAUGGGCAAAGCAACAUCAAAGAAGGGUGGGAUGUUUUGCACAUACAUUGUUGGUAGAUACAAACCAGCUGGUAACAUGCUUUCUCAGUUUACAAACAAUGUUUUAAAAGGAUCUUUUGAUAAAACACAAACUUGUGAUAGUUUAAAUAAUAUACUUAGCAGUGCAUCACAACAGAGUGAAACUGAGGAUUCACCAAGUGCUCCAGAUAACUUAGCUUCUUCAGCUGCUGCUCCAAGUACAAACAGUGAUCAAACAACUUUCUGUCAAACAGGCCUUAAUGUGCAUAAUAUAUUCCGCAAGAUUCAUGGUGUUCCAUUGAUGGCACUUAGUAAGAGAAUGUCUGAUGAAGCUGAGAAUUAUGCAAAAUACCUAGCAAGUAUUCAAUCACUAAAACAUUCUUCAGAUCUCUUAGAUGAAGGAGAAAAUUUAGCAUAUGGUUGCAAUUCAGUUGAAAUGACUGCAGCUGAAGCUGUUAAAAUGUGGUAUUCUGAAGUUUGUAACCCUGGUUAUAAUUUUGAUCAAAGUAGUGAUAGUGCAAUUUCGUCAGCAACUGGGCACUUUACUCAAGUUGUAUGGAAAACAAGCACUCAGCUAGGUAUUGGUAAAUCGGUAUUGAAUAAAGGGGGAAUGAUUUGUACUUAUGUGGUUGGAAGAUAUAAGCUUGCUGGAAAUGUUUUAGGGCAGUACAAAGAAAAUGUUCUUAAAGGUAACUUUGAUUCUAAAGAAACCUGUAUGAACUUAGAUGGUUUGAUUAACAAUGGUGUUCCAAGCUCUCCUUCAAAUGCUAAUCCAAGCUCUUCUUCAAAUGCUAAUCCAAGCGCUUCUUUAAGUGCUAAUCCAAGCUAUCCUCCAAGUGCUAAUCCGAGCUUUCCUCCGAAUGCCAAUCCGAGCUUUCCUCCGAAUGCCAAUCCAAGCUUUCCUCCGAAUGCCAAUCCAAGCUUUCCUCCGAAUGCCAAUCCAAGCUUUCCACCUAAUGCUAAUCCAAACUCUCCUAUAAGCUCCGAUCAAAGUUUUCCUACAUACCCUAAUCCAGGUUCUUCUACAUACCCUGAACCUAUCUCUCCUAUAAACAAUAAUCCAAGCUCUAAUACAAACCUUAACCCUAAUUCCAUAAACUCUAAUCAAAACUAUCCUCCAAACUCUUAUCCAAAUUCUCCUCAAAACAGUUUACCAAGUUCUUCUGCAAACUCUAAUCCAAGUUCUUCUAAAAACCCUAAUCCAAAUUCUUCUAAAAAUCCUAAAAGUUCUCCUUUAAACCCAAAUCCAACACCCCCUCCAAACUCAAACUUAAUCUUUCCACAAAAUGCACUUGACGAUCAAUCAAAUAUGGGUGCAAGCAGUGACAUUAGUGAUGAUACUUUUCCAAAUGAAAAGCAGACAUUGGCACAAGCUAUGUCAGCUGCCAUUGAAGCAGCCGUGGGCGCAGCUUAUGAUGUAGGGAAAAAAAUUGCUGAGUCAAUAAAGGGCGGGAAAGAAUUCACUCCUAAUCCAAAAGAAGCGCUGAACUCAGCUUUAAAUAAUAACAAGAGACAAUUUAUGAGUUUUUUGAGCCAAAAAGCCGGAAAACGUACCUUAGAUCAACAUGACGAAGAGCAAUCAAGUUUAGAAAGUAAUCCUGAAAAAAUUGGUGCAAUUUUAGGUGCAAAAGCUGGUGCAAAAGCAGGUGCAAUGGCUGCUGCGAAUUUCAUUGAACAAGAAGUAAAGAAAAAGUUGAAGUCAUCUUUCAGCUUUAUAGUAAAAAAUACUGGAACCAGUGGAUUUAUGUCAUCCAAAGCUACCCAUAAUCAAGGUCAAGAAACCUUUUGGAAUGUUGACAAUGGUCUAAAAAAUUCAAAAACCAUAGCUUUAGAAAAAGAUGAACAAAAGCAAGAAAAUUUAAUCAACCAAUCAAAUCUAAUCAAAAAUUUAAUCAACCAAACAAAUCUAAUCAAAGGAAAUGAAAAGAAGCUUGUGAACAGUCUGCCUAAUACUGUUUCGAUGAACACAAGUAGUGUGUCUGCUAACAGUGCAUCUGUCGAAAGUGCUGCUAAGAUUGGAGCCUUAAUAGGUGCAAAAGCAGGAGCUGAAGCUGCAGUUAAUUCAAUUCAGCAGAAAAACAUAUUAGCUACAAAAAAAAUUGAAAAUAUCAAUGCAGAUACGCAAGGGCAAAUGUGGAAAAUACAUCUUGACGAGGAUUCAAAAGUUAUAGAAAGUCAAAAUUAUUAUUUAUGUGCAAAGCGGAAUGCAGGCAAUUCAUCAGUUGAAAAUGAUAUGAUUUGGAAAUCUGCUUUAGAAGGUGCACAGAUUGGUGCAGAGAAAGGAGCCAUUUCAGCUGCAGAUGAAGUUAUUCGAUCACUUGGAUUUAGAGGUUUUGACAAAUUAAAAGAAAAAAGGAAAGCAAGAUCAAUUGGCCUGAGUGUUGCUGAAAAUGAAGCAGUUGUUAUUGCAAAGCGAGUAGUACAAGAUGUUAAUUUGAAACUUACUGAAUUAAAAACUUGCAUUGCCUCACAAAAGUCAGACUUCCAUGAAUUUUCCAACUUUUCUUUGUUUUCUCGUUCAGGGCUGGAAGCCCAUAAUAAAUUACGUAGAGCACACGGAGUGCCUGACUUAGAACUUGACCUGGAAAUGACAAAAAAAGCAGAAGAAUAUGCAGAGAAACUUUCUAAACUUGGAAAGAAUUCUCUUGUUUUAGCUUCACCACUAGAAAGAGAUGGAUGUGGAGAAAACUUAGCAGUAUUUUGUACAUUAUCACCAUCUCAAAUUAUUGAUGAAGCUGCAGAAGCAGUGACAAAAUGGUAUUCAGAAGUUUGUACUCCAGGGUAUUCAUUUAAUGAUAAUACCCCUUCUAGUUCUGUUUUACAUUUUACUCAAGUUGUUUGGAAAUCAAGUACUCUUCUUGGCAUGGGCAAGUUUACUACAAAAAUACAUAGUGAAACAUGCACUUACAUUGUAGCUAGGUACAAGAAACCUGGUAAUGUAGCUGGUUUGUAUAAGUUUAAUGUUAUGAAAGGAAACUUUGAUCAAAAUUUGUGUCUCUUAAUGAAAAACAGUUCUUUUGUAUCAGGACCCGUUAUUACGCAAGAUGAUACAGAAUUUAUAUCAGAAAUGUUAGAUGCACACAAUAAAUAUCGUGCGAUACACCAUGCCCAGCCUCUUGUCAUAGAUGAUAAAUUAGCGGCUGACGCGCAAAGUUAUGCAGAAACAAUUGCCAAAAGAGGGACUCUUCAACAUGAACUUAAUAUUAACGACGGAGAAAACUUAGCUAUGAAGUGUUUAGGACCACAAGAGGUUGAACCUAACGGUGUAUUCUUUACUACGUUAUGGUAUCAAGAAGUGUGUAAUCCAAUUUACAAGUUUAAUGGAGUCUUUGACCAAUCUUCGUCUCAUUUCACUCAAGUUGUUUGGGCAGACACAAAGUUUUUGGGUGUAGGACGAGCACAAUCGACUAAGGGUGGCGUCACUUGUCAGUAUAUUGUAUCAAGAUACCGACCAGCUGGUAAUUUUGUCGAAGAGUUUGAUAAAAAUGUUUUAAAAGGCUCUUUUGUAGAAAAUAUAUGUAAAGGUUUAUCAGAUCAAGACAAAAGACAUCACAUGCCUAAGUACAGACCUAAAAACCUGAAAACAUUUACAUCGAUCGGGACAUCAGUUAUUUAA
Molecule: messenger RNA, 7188 nt
Organism: Hydra vulgaris (swiftwater hydra)
Lineage: Eukaryota; Metazoa; Cnidaria; Hydrozoa; Anthoathecata; Hydridae
Cellular component (GO): extracellular region
Source: RefSeq, a predicted model, not a curated record